AUGAACUCCUCAGGGUACUGGGACAGAUCAAGUGUGGGACAUUCAAAUAGUCCCAAUACCAGUUCAAUCUUUAUUUCGCAUGAUGCAGAUGCAGGUGAAGAAGCUGAACGUGCACAAGAUCAGAAUUUACCACCACCACCAACACUAACCCUAACACCAGCACCAGCAUCAGCAUCAGCAUCAACAUCAGCACCAAUACCGGCACGCGCUCACGCACCAGGAUCGGCACCAGUAGCACUUCUGGCACUUCUGGCACUUCUGGGGCUUCUGAUUCCGCUGUCAACUACGCCCUCUGCAGACGAUGCAAGUUUGGCGCACGUAGGACCAUACUUUGAUAUAACGCCUCAUCCUAAUCAACACGAGGUUCAAAUGCAGCCACAAUAUACCCCAGAAGAGAUACGAUGUUCUCUUGGAUCGGGUGUACUUACAGACGAACAAGCUAGUAGAAUACACCAUCAUAACUUUAUGCAACUGAUUGAAGAGGAUGAGGAGGAGCUCGAUGAUUAUUACGUGAACGGGACUAGCAGACUUGGCGCGGGGCUUCUUGCAAGUAGAGUUAUUGGCGAUGGUGGCGAUGGUGGCGAUGGUGACGAUAGCGGUGAUUUGGAAAACAAUGUUGUUGAUGCAGAUGAUCCUAUUGAUGCCAGUGAUUUCAAUGAAGUUGAUGAUGCUGAUGAUAGAUUCAAUGGGAGUUUUAGUCGAAUUGGUGGACUGGCAACAGGAAUUACUACAAUUGUUCCUGACACGCAACGAUCGACUUGGGAAGGAAUAAUGACUACAGAGGAUCGAAGGCAGCAACUGCGUCUGAUGCAGCAAACACUGGAAACGUACCCGCUGCAGAACAUCUUGACUAUCGAAGAAGGAGAUGAACAUGUCAAUGAAUCGAAUAUAAUCGAUGGUAUGAGUUCGGAAAGAGAGAUUAGAGACAACGAUACCGAUCAUGAUAUGCUAAGUCAUGGCACUACAUCAAGUGUUGGUCAAGAACAACUAGAACAACAACAACAUCAUCAUCAUCAUAAUCAAGAUCAUUACCAGCAGCUGCAUCAUCGCCCACUGGAGCAUGAAGUUGAUGACGAUAACGAGAUCAAUGCAGAUGAAUCGCAUUCUCAGCCUAGUUUGGAGCAGGUGCAGCGAGUAUAUUACACAAAAGGUUUAGAAGAAUUGGAGAGUUUACAGUUGGUGGAUUUGUCAGCUUUGGCGACAUGGAAAUUGAGUUCAUUUAAGCCAGGAUUUGGUUUAUCACAAUUGCGCGAUGAUAGUCCUGAGACUUAUUGGCAAAGUGAUGGCAGUAAUGGCGGAAACAAUACGAACCCAAACAACUCUGCUUUUACCAACAAUCAUUUGAGUAAUCCCCAUUCUGUGACUAUACAAUUCAUCAAAAGGGUGGCAUUAGAAAGAAUAUCGAUAUUCACCAAUUAUUCAUUAGAUGAAAGUUACACACCAAGCAAGAUAAAGAUUAUGGCUGGAAGUAGUGAAGGAUGGGAUUUAAUUGAUGUGUGCACUGUGAAUUUUAAUCAGCCGAUAGGGUGGUCACAUAUUAUUUUCAAUGGUAUUCGAAACGAUGGCGUACUCAAAUGCUUUAUGGUGAAAAUUUUCAUUUUAGCCAAUCAUCAAGAGGGCAAGGAUAGUCAUAUAAGAGCAAUUAGGUGUUUUGGACGCAAACAUUCUGUGCCACCUGUAAAAGGGUUACCAUCAAUUGGUAAUCCAUACCAUAACUAUAACCAUAAUCAUAAUAAUAGUAUACCACAUCGUGUGAACCCCGAGCUUCUUCGUGAUUUGAGUAUAGCAAGUGGCUCGUCUCUUAAUUCAGGUAUUCUGGUUGGAAAUAGGAUCAUUUCAAGCAGCAGUGAUGUUCGCCACCAAACAGAGGUUGACGCCGAAGUUGACGCUGAGGCAGAAUCGCUGGUGCUACUGCCACUGCUGCCACAAUUUCCAAAACAAACACUUAAUGAGGAAACAACGAGCGCCAUGCGCAAUGUAAAUGCAGUUCUAGGUCUCAAUUCAGGAUUUAAAAGCAUAGAGCUAAGCAGUGUGUCAUCAAUACGCUAG
Messenger RNA from Lodderomyces elongisporus, 2049 nucleotides. Its product is annotated as anaphase promoting complex subunit. Gene Ontology annotation, biological process: anaphase-promoting complex-dependent catabolic process; protein K11-linked ubiquitination. The coding region runs from base 1 to 2049 and encodes 682 amino acids. The record is from RefSeq and is a predicted model, not a curated record. NCBI's taxonomy places the organism in Eukaryota, Fungi, Ascomycota, Pichiomycetes, Serinales, Debaryomycetaceae. Gene Ontology annotation, cellular component: anaphase-promoting complex. The transcript has a single exon.